Molecule: messenger RNA, 1588 nt
Organism: Rubroshorea leprosula
Lineage: Eukaryota; Viridiplantae; Streptophyta; Magnoliopsida; Malvales; Dipterocarpaceae
Source: the annotation of a GenBank genome assembly
UUUUCCUUUUUCAGUUUCUAAACUUUCUCCAAAAAAGUUGGGUUCUUCUGGAACCUCGACCACUGCAUUGGUUGCCCUUCUGGGUAGAGUCUCUUAUCUGCUUUCUCAAGGGAUUGAUAUCAGGCCCAACCUUGCUGCCAUACUGCGCCUAGCCUUUUUAGACUCUAUCUUCCUUGGGGGUACAUGUUUAGCUUUAAUCUCAAGAUCCUGGUUCAUGAAGCAGGCUACCUCCUUGUUGUGGCCAAAAGGCUGAUGUUCUCUUUAGUGUCUUCUGGUUCUUUGACAACGAUCUUGGCAUAUGACAUUGGCUUACGAGCAUAACUAAUGUUCUUUUACUAAUUUAUUUGGAGUGUACCUUAUGGGUUGCCCAAUUCAUGGAGUGAUUUUAGAUCCAAUUGCUGCAAUGCAGAUGGGCAUCCAAGGGCAGGUAGUCAUUAUGAAUUUUUUUUAAUUACAUUUUUCUCUUAAGUAUUUUUGUAAAGUAAAUCAAACUGCAUGCUGUAUGCUGUUUGAUUCUUAAGCAAUAUAAUCUCUUGUUGACACCUUUAGUUUAUGGAAGUUAUAAAGGCCCAAACUCAGCAUUUUUCUACUGGCUGGAACUCAGUUUUGGGAUGAGAAAAUGAGUAAUGAGCUGGCUGAAGGACGAUUGAGUGGCUCUACCUUUGACAGGUGCUGCAUGGUGCUUUUUGCUGGUAUUGCUGCUGAAGCUCUGGUAUAUGGUGAGGCUGAGGCUGGAGAGAAUGAUGAAAACAUGUUUCGCAGCAUCUGUGUCCUUUUGCCAUUGUCUGUAGCUCAGAUUUCAAAUCAAGCUAGGUGGUCUGUUCUACAGUCUUUCAACGUGCUUAAAUGGCACAGGCAUGGUCAUUGAGCUGCUGUCAGAGCUUUGGAAAGUGGUGGUAGUCUUAGUAUUGUAAUUAGGAGGAUUGAGUAAGCCAUGUCUUCUGGCAGAUGAUGUGCAGAAGUACAUAAACAUGCUGGUUUCUGUGGCCCAAUGGAGUUCAAGAGUUAGAUGUUCUGUAUGCACCUAUAGGAAGGCUUAGAUAACCAUCGUCUGUUCUUGUAUGGCUGGGCAUGGUGAACUGAGGCAUGGAAGUUCUGAAGCGUUCCUCUGAUUAUUGUUCUCUACUCUUUUCCGUACUAAAUAUUAAUUGCAUGUGUAAUCAAUUAUGAGAAAUAUUUUCCUCAAAUGAUAGGUUUCUAAGAAGGAGAAUGAAUGACUCAACUUUUUUGACGUUCCCAAGAUUAUGUCCUAACAGGCCACAGUGGGCGGAGGGCACAUCAAGGAAGUAACAAAUUUUGGUAUCCAGCUGACCAUUUUUGACAUAUGUAGUCUAAAGAGAUGGUUCCUCUUGGUAUCUCUGCUGCAUUUAGACCACAAAUGUGAGCGAAGUUUCUCGUGUUCUCAUCUUUUUGUAAACAUUUUAGGAUCAGAGUGCUAUUUUUUCCAACGCUGUUUUGGUUGGAUGAAUGUUAGGAAUUUUGAGCCAUGGCCCCUUGAUUGAACCCCUAACUAAUUUGAUUCUGGUUUAAGCUUUUGUCCCAAUCAAGCUGCCUCCACAUUCUCUUUGAACAAAAGACCACAACGUUU